Messenger RNA from Trypanosoma cruzi, 382 nucleotides. RefSeq lists its product as uncharacterized. The record is from RefSeq and is a predicted model, not a curated record. The annotation marks the transcript as partial. NCBI's taxonomy places the organism in Eukaryota, Euglenozoa, Kinetoplastea, Trypanosomatida, Trypanosomatidae. The transcript has a single exon.
AUUGGAGGCCAAGACACCGCAGAGGCCAACAAAAAGAGCGGAGGGGCCGCAGGAAAGCGAUGGAUUGGCACCACGAGGGUCGCUGCUGUAUCCGCCAGCGCCGCCCCCGUCUCUACAGAAAGAUGCUGCACGCCGCAGUCCAAACCGUAGUCCAUCCUCAUCGGAUGGGGAGCAACAAUCCGCUGUCGGGCCCGACGGGUCGGAGGUGGUCGCCGUCAUGCAAAACUUUUCACACUCUCGUGCUUUUCACAAGCUAACCAAGGCUGAUCUUGUAGCCUAUGCCAAACUGCACCACGUUGCCUUGGCUAUGUCAAGCACCAAGAGGGAGCUGUUCGAGGUGGUACGUCGCUUGGUUCAGGCCAAGACGGACGAGACUCAAUAA